AUGAAUGGAACCUACAACCCAUCCACAAGUAUAUAUUUAUAUUUGUGUUUCACUCAUGUUCAAUUCCACCAGCAGCCUUUCAACUCACAAGCUAUAGGGGCAAGCUUGGGCAAGGUCACUGCCCAACUGUCCCCUGCAAAAGGGUAUUUGGCUUUUGGUCCUGCAAAAGGGCUUUUUUUUGGUCCUGCAAAAGGGCAAUUUCUAAGAGCCAUGGCCACAGAGAUUGACCCCUUGGACAUGCUCAUCAGGCCUCCUCGCAACAGCUUUGAAGAGGUGGAUGCCUACUGGUCCUACCUGGAGUGCACAACACCUCACUGUGGUGGAUGGCUGUGGAGGAGGCACUUGGCAGAUCCCACAUGGGGUUUGAAGUGCUACCACUGCAAUGCUUCUUGGAGGGAAGCAUACUUGCAGUUUGGGUUCAGUCACUGGAACCCAGUGGCCAAAAGAAGGACCAGGCUGGAGCCACAACAGGCAGAAUCUUGCAGGAGCCUGUGCAAGCUCAGCAAGCUCUUGACUGCCCUGGUGGAGGUGUCACCUUCUGCAAAGGUGAAGUACAGGUACCUGAAGCACAGCAUGGUGUACUUGCAGCAGACAUGGGGCUGUGAGCUGCUGUCUGCACACUGGACAUGUGAGAAGGGCUUGCUGGCAGGGAGGGCAGCAGAUGCACUGCUUGUGGUUCUAAACCACUGGAGAAGGUGCACUGCUUCCCCCACAGCAUGGCAAAGGUUUUGCUCCAAGCUGGAUGAAAGCCAAUGCCAGCUGAUGGAGCAGGUGAAAAAGAAGAUGGUGAUUGAGAAGCCAAAGAGAAAGCUGCUGCCAAAUGUGUCAGAUGUGAGCAUGGACUCCAAGGGCUUCCCAGCCAUGACAGCCCAUGGAAAAGAGGAGGAGGAGGAGUCAGAAGAAGAAGAAGAAGAAGAGGAAUAUGAUGAGACAGAGAAGGAAGAUGAGGAUGAGAAGGAGGCUGUGACAAAGAAGGCCAAAAAAAGCGACCUGGAUGCCAUGGAAAGUUCCCCACCACCUGUGGUGAAAAAGGACUGGAGAGCUGCAGCAGGCUGCAACAUAAAGAAGCCUGCCUCCAAGCUGGUGGGCAAGAAGAAGGGGAAGGUGAGUGUUGCAGGCCUUGCAAAAGGGCCUAAAGCAAAGACAGGCCCUGGAAAAGGGCCUAGCAAGUGCAAGGGCACUGAAAAAGUGCUCAUUCACCAGGCUAGCAACACAACCAAGACACACAAGGAAUUGGUGGAACUUUUGCUCCCUGCCUGCAAGAAGGCAAAGGCCACAAAGGCUGAUGUAGGGCCUGGCUUCUGCACACAGCAACUGGGCCUUGUACAAGGGCUCCCACUACAGGCCUUGGAAAGGGGCUUGGACUUGGAAGGUCCUGCAAAAGGGCUGGCAAUGGAACCAAAAGAGGAGCCAGACUGGGAGGCUGAGCAAGUUCCAAGAAGGAACAGGAAGUCUUGGGCUGACCUGGCUGCAGAAGAAAAGAAGGAGCCUGCCAAAAAGGAUGGCAAGCAUGAGCAGAAAAAUGAAUGGUGGGAGGAGGACUGGAAAAAAGGUGGUAAAAAGUGGGAUGACUGGUGGGAAGAAAAAGAGGAGCAAUGGCAAGCAUGGUCCAAAAACAAGAGGUGGGAACCAGAUGGUGAGGAUACAGAAGAGGAGGAAGUGCCUUCCAGCAGCACCCAGAAGAAAAACAAAUGUGGCUCACAGAAAGAAAGGGCCAAGAGAAGGUGGCUCAUGAAAACCUGCAAGAAUGAGAGCCAAGAGGAAAAGGAGAAGCUGAAGCUGGGUGCCUUGGGAGCAUGCAGGCUGAAAAGGCUCCUGGACAGGCAAGAAGACAGGAAAAACAAGCUGGAAGCAGCCCAGCUGGCACAGGCAGCAGCAGCAAAUGCUGCAGCUGCUGCCCAAGCUGCCCAGGCUGCAGCUGCAUCUGCCCAAUGGCAACAAUGGCAGAUGCAGCAGGCCCAGCUGGUGGAAGCCCAAGCCAUGUGGCACCACCAUGCCUACUACCAAGGUCAAGGUGGCCAGCCACACCAAUGGGGCUGGCACCACCAGACCAUGGAGCAGCCUGUGGAGCAGCCCAAGCAGCCAAAGCCACACAGGCACCAGCCAGGACCAGUGGCCACUGGCAGUGCUGCAGCUGGUGCUGGUGCAAAAGGAGGAUCCCAGGGGCCAGCCCCAGCACAGCCUGGGAGAAAAGGCCAAGGCAAGACUGCCAGGCCAAAGAGGGCAACACACCCACCAGCUGACCUGCAUGGCAAGAGGGCUGAAGCUGCAGGGGCACUGGAUGGGAUUGAAGUGAAGGAUGAGGAGUCCUCUGAUGGCUGGCAUGAGGAAACUUCUGUUCAGCAGCAUUUAGGUUUUUUUGGCCUUGAGAGAGGGCUACCCAAGAUGGCACCCAAAAAGGUCAUGAAGGUGCUGAACUUGAAGUUAAAAAGGCCUGCAAGUGCCUUAGACCAGCUGAAGAAAGAUGAAGGAGAGGGAAUGAGCUUGGAAGACAAGAUGGCUGCCUUUCAGAAGAAAGGCAACCAGGAUGUGGGGCAGUUCCUGGACACCCUGACAAAAGGUCAGAGGGAAGCACUGUGGCAGAGGUUCUCCUCUGCCAGAGCCAGCAUGAAGGACAAGGAGUGUGAUAGCCUAUGGCAGGAAGUGGCCAAAGGAAAAGGCAGUGACCCAGCAAAGAAGAAGCUUUUGUGCUGCUUCUUGAAGCUGGGAGGAGACCUGAAGGGGAAAAGGGAGGUGUACCUCCAGGAGCUGGUGUCUUACACCAAAAGCUCUGGUGAAAGGAGCUCAGAGGAGUGGGUGCCUUUUGCUGUGGUGCUGCAGCGGUUUGGCCUCCAUGAGUGCAUGAGAAGGGUAAAGAGAGGCAGCAUAGGUGUCAGAAAAGACCCUGCUGACCCUGCUGAGUGGCAGUUCACCUUGCGGAAAAUAAUCACAUGGACUGAAGAGAAAAGCCAGCAUGAACUAAAAGGUGAAGCAAAGGCCAAAGGAGAAGCCUGUCAGUGGCUGGAGCUCAAAGCCCAAGGCCUUCUGGCAGAUGGGGAAGGGCCUGCUGCAAGCUCCAAGGCUGCCAAAGCUUUGGAGGAUGUGCUGAGCAAAGACAAAAGCAAGUUGGCAAUCAUGGACAAGCAGUCUGGGCAAGCAAGUGAAGAAGAGGCAGCAGCCAGCCCUAAGAAAGAUGAGGAUGAUCAGGUGGUGGAAGCUGACCUUCUCUCUGAGAUGGGAAGCAAAGUUGCUAAGGAAGAGGCCCAAGUGAGGGUGAAGAGAAUGAUGAAGCUCCUGAAAGGAGUGAAGAAGGAGGUUGGUGCAGCAAAGGCUAAGUCUUUGGACCUGUGCCUGGCUGACCUUCAGAAGCUGGACAAGAAAGGGAAAAAGGUCAGCCUGGAAGAAGCCAAAGGGAAGCUGUUUGAUGCUGCCCUGCAGAUCAAGAAGGAGCCCACUGCAGAGGAGCAUUUGAGCCCUCUUGGCCUAGGACUUCUGGAGCAAUUUGCACAUGGGAUGUCUGGCCCUUCUGUUCAACACCUUGCUUUGGCUGCUGUGAAGUCUGGUGCUGCAACAGAUGACAUCCAAGUCUUGGCCAGCCUGGGAAACUUUGGCAGGAAUGAAAACCAUGUGGCAGGACAAAUCACUUCAAGGUUUUGCAAAAAUGAUUCCUUGGACCUCCCUGUGCCUUACUGCUUUGAAGCUCCAGUCUUGAAGAAAGGCACAGACAGCUGGUACCUAGCAAAUCAGACUUUGGCAGUGUUCUUGCCCCAUGAGUGGUUCUCUUGGGUGGAACAUCAUGACAAUGUUUCUGGCUUUUCUGGGUUGCAGAGCUUUUGGGAUGAGCAUGAUGCUGCUGAUCCAAAGCUGUGCAAGAAUCCCAUGAAGGGCAGCAGGCACCUGUACCUGCCUCUGGUCAUUCAUGGGGAUGGUGGUCAAUUUCAAAAGUGGGAUUCAAUCACUAUCAUCUCAAUGAGAUCACUCCUAUCAGCUGACAAUGUUGCAUCCAGCCAAAUGCUCCUAGCAGCUAUCCCCAAGGGCUGCCAGCACAAGAGUGAAAACCCAGAUGAAGACACCAUGACAGUGGUUUGGAAAGUGCUUGCUUGGUCAUUCCAGCAUCUCUAUUAUGGCAAAUUUCCAGAAUUUGACCAUUUGGGGAAACCAUGGCCUGCAAAAACAAAGAGGGCAGACCAAAGUGGCUCCCAUCUGUGGACACAGAGGGUCAGAGGCUGCUUGUUCUGUGUCACUGCAGAUGGGGAGUUCCUGCAAAAUGAACUCAAGCUGCCUGGGCACAGCCACAACUCCUGCUGCUUUUCUUGCCAAGCAAACAAGAGCGACAUACCUCACAAUGACUUUAGAGCUACAGCAAAGUGGAGAUCUACCUUGACCAAGCCUGGGACACCUCUUCCUGGUGGCCAUCCUCUUGGUGCAGUACCUGGCCUGAAUACAUUCAGUGUCCACUAUGAUACUUUGCACUGCCUGGAAGAAGGGGUGGCAGCACAUGCCCUGGCCAACACCUUCUUUGACCUAGUUGUGAGAGGCCAUGCUGGAGCUGGGACCCAGGAUCAAAACCUCCAGGCUGUCUACAGGCAGAUCAGGCAACAGUACUUGGAACAAGGCAUAGAUGCCAGCCACAGGAUUAAAAAAUUGAGCCUCACAAAUUUUUCAGCCAGGGAGAAGAAGUAUGAAAAGUUUCCUGAUUUAACAGGAUUCAAGGCAAAGCAGAUUCGCUACCUUGUGCCUGUGAUGGCAGAGAUUCUGCAGUUCUACACUGAUGAGGAUGAUGCCUAUAGCCUCCAUAGGCUCCAAUGCUUACAGAACUUGAACAGCAUGUAUGAGCUCAUGGACUGUGGCCUUCACAUGGGCAAGGAGAGCAUCUUGCAGUUCAAAAAAGUUACAGACCUGUGUCUUCUUCACUUUGCAAGGUGUGCAAAGCUGGCUAUGGAAGCUGGGUUGCUCCAAUGGAACCUGAUCCACAAGCACCACCUUGUUGCCCACAUGCCUGCUCAAGCUGCCUAUUUGAACCCAAAGCUGGUCUCAACAUACUCAGGUGAAACAAUGGUGGGAUUUAUGGCCAGCCUGGCCCAUGCCUGUCUGAAUGGAAGUCCUCCCCACUUGGUACCUGAAAAAGUCCUGUGGAGGUUCAGGUUGGGAAUGUGGCUGAAAUACAUCCAUGGAUCAGAAACUUUGGAGUCUGAGAGCAGCAGUGGUGAGUAG
Molecule: messenger RNA, 5193 nt
Organism: Cladocopium goreaui
Lineage: Eukaryota; Dinophyceae; Suessiales; Symbiodiniaceae
Source: the annotation of a GenBank genome assembly